UUCCCAUCCAUGGCAAUUCUGUGUCAAUAUAACAAUGUAAACACACUUUUUGGAUGGUCAAAAAUCGUUAGCUCUUUCAUAUCAUAUAGUUUCCUGCCGGCAACAACAUGGGUUUGGUCAUGACAGUGAUGGGAAAAGGGUUGCCGACGACGCAGAUGAUGGGUUUUGUGAUAGGAACACUACACAAACAGUUUAUUGAGAAAGAUAUCAACACUUUUGAAGAUUUUCACCUCGCAAUUCUUGAUAUUUUUAACACUGUCAAUGGAGCAUUGCCUGGUAAACAUUAUGAUGCUCCUCCUCUCAAGGAAAUCCAGGCAUGUUUUUUAGAAUGGAAAUCUGCGGAUGAAUCAGAUAAGAAGAGAGUGUUUGUAGAAUUCAUGAAAAAAAGGGUGAACCCUAGCAAGUUGGAUGAUUCAACUCUCCUCACCGGACUGAUUACGCCCCCGGCAGCUAUGGCGGCCAAGAGAGCCGGAGAAAGCGUGCCACAGCUAAAGCUGAUAAAAGCCAUCCCCGACGUCUUGUUUGUGCCAUCGGCCACAGUUCUCGCCCUCAUGUCUGUUAAGGUGUCGAGAAAAAUGUUCCUCGGACAGGUUGCAUCUGGAGAAUGAAAAUGACCAUUCACAUCGAGAGAUAGAAUUUACAACUCCUUUACACACAGAUCAAACUAUGAUGAAUUUGUAAACGAUAUAUAGUCUCGAUUAUAUUACUCACAUCUCUAAUGAUAUAUACCAAUCAGAUCCU
Messenger RNA from Ipomoea triloba (trilobed morning glory), 741 nucleotides. RefSeq lists its product as uncharacterized. Bases 108 to 608 code for a protein of 166 amino acids. The transcript is spliced from 4 exons. Lineage: Eukaryota; Viridiplantae; Streptophyta; Magnoliopsida; Solanales; Convolvulaceae. The record is from RefSeq and is a predicted model, not a curated record.